AUGGGCAGUAGGGAGCCCAAUUGUUUAAUUACGGAUCAAGAUCCAGCUAUGAAAAUUGCUGUAAAUUCUGUUUUCCGGCAAUCUGUUCUGCCUGAUAAAGUUGGAAGGAAUAUCAUUCAGGAAACUGAAUUUUUGAAGGAACUCAGUAAGUGUGUUUGGAAUUUAGAAAUUGAGGCACCUGAAUUUGAAGAGAAGUGGAACAAUGUUCUUGUUGAGUUUAAAUUACAAGACCAUGAUUGGUUGAAUUUGAUGUUUGAGAUGAGAUCUAUGUGGAUUCCAGCGUAUCUUAGAGAUGUGUUUAUGGGUGGUAUUAUGAGAACUACCUCAAGGUUAGAGAGUGAGAAUAAUUUUUUUACAUCCUUUGUAAAUCCUCACGUGUCUCUUGUGGAGUUUUUCAUGAGGUAUGAAACUGCGUUGGAUGCACAGAGACAUAGUCAGACAGAGAAUGACAAUGAAUCACAGGAGAAAUUCCCUCACUGUAAGACAAAAUUGUUGAUUGAGAGGCAUGGUUCUGAGGUAUACACCGUUUCUUUAUUUUAUGAAUUUCAGGAUGAAGUUCAUAGUGCUUUUUAUUCUUGUGGUGUAGACGAAUUGAGGAAGGAAGAUGGUAUUGAUGUAGCAAUUGUUACUGAGGCAAAUAGGAGAAGGAAAUUUAAAGUUUUGUUUGAGUGCUUUAAUUAUGACACUACCUGCUCUUGUAAGAAGUUUUAUAGGAUAAGAAUCCCAUGCAGACAUAUGAUAUGGAUGUGGAAGGCAAAGAAUUCAAAAAGCAUUCCAAAGCAAUAUAUCUUAGAUCGGUGGACAAUAACUGCUACUCAGAAACCAGUGUUAGAUAUAAGUUGUUUAGACACCGAUGAUGAUAGGAGGGUGGUGUUGAAUGAAAUGUGGUUGGAGAUAUUUUCUUGUGUGAGUUGGGUUAAAGGUCAUGAGGAGGACUUUAUUAAGAAUAUUUGA
Messenger RNA from Chenopodium quinoa (quinoa), 954 nucleotides. RefSeq names its product protein FAR1-RELATED SEQUENCE 5-like. Gene Ontology annotation, molecular function: zinc ion binding. The record is from RefSeq and is a predicted model, not a curated record. Lineage: Eukaryota; Viridiplantae; Streptophyta; Magnoliopsida; Caryophyllales; Amaranthaceae. Gene Ontology annotation, biological process: regulation of DNA-templated transcription. The coding region runs from base 1 to 954 and encodes 317 amino acids. The transcript has 3 exons.